Ochotona curzoniae (black-lipped pika) is the source of this 2421-nucleotide messenger RNA. RefSeq names its product SH3 domain containing GRB2 like, endophilin B1 (gene SH3GLB1). Gene Ontology annotation, biological process: membrane organization. Gene Ontology annotation, molecular function: protein binding. The transcript has 10 exons. Bases 126 to 1316 code for a protein of 396 amino acids. Lineage: Eukaryota; Metazoa; Chordata; Mammalia; Lagomorpha; Ochotonidae. Gene Ontology annotation, cellular component: membrane; cytoplasm. The record is from RefSeq and is a predicted model, not a curated record.
CGACAGCUGCGGCGGCGGCGCUGGCGCCACCUCCCUCCGCCUCCCACGUCUGCCCCCGGCGCCCGGGCCCCGCCGCGGCGCCUCCCCGCUAGCUCAGCCGGCGCUCCGCCCGGCCGCCUCCCGACAUGAACAUCAUGGACUUCAACGUGAAGAAGCUGGCGGCCGACGCGGGCACCUUCCUCAGCCGUGCCGUUCAGUUCACAGAAGAAAAGCUGGGCCAGGCAGAGAAGACAGAAUUGGAUGCUCACUUAGAGAACCUCCUCAGCAAAGCUGAGUGUACCAAAAUAUGGACAGAAAAAAUAAUGAAACAAACAGAAGUAUUAUUGCAGCCAAAUCCAAAUGCCAGAAUAGAGGAAUUUGUUUAUGAAAAAUUGGAUAGAAAAGCUCCAAGUCGUAUUAACAACCCAGAACUUCUGGGACAAUAUAUGAUUGAUGCAGGAACUGAGUUUGGCCCAGGAACAGCGUAUGGCAAUGCUCUUAUUAAAUGUGGAGAAACACAGAAACGAAUUGGAACAGCUGACAGAGAGCUGAUUCAAACUUCAGCAUUAAAUUUUCUUACUCCUUUAAGAAAUUUUAUAGAAGGAGAUUAUAAAACAAUUGCUAAAGAAAGAAAGCUGUUACAAAAUAAGAGACUGGAUUUGGAUGCUGCAAAAACCAGACUGAAAAAGGCAAAAGCUGCGGAAACUAGAAGUUCACAACUAAACUCAGCUCGCCUUGAAGGAGAUAACAUUAUGGUAAAUUUCUCUUACAUGCUCAACUACCUGCAUGUAAAAUGGCUGAAGUCUGAACAGGAACUAAGAAUAACUCAGAGUGAAUUUGAUCGUCAAGCAGAGAUUACCAGACUUCUCCUGGAGGGAAUCAGCAGUACACAUGCCCAUCACCUCCGCUGCCUGAAUGACUUUGUAGAAGCCCAGAUGACUUACUAUGCACAGUGUUACCAGUACAUGUUAGACCUCCAGAAACAGCUGGGAAGUUUCCCCUCGAAUUAUCUUUGUAACAACAAUCAGACAUCCGCGACACCUGGGACAUCUGUGCCAUCUGUUUUAUCAAAUGUUGGUUCUUCUGCCAUCGCUUCAACAAGUGGCUUAGUAAUCAGUUCUCCUUCCAACCUCAAUGACCUGAAGGAGUCCAGCGGCAGCAGAAAGGCCAGAGUUCUCUAUGAUUAUGAUGCUGCAAACAGUACUGAGCUGUCGCUUCUGGCAGAUGAGGUGAUCACUGUGUUCAGUGUCGUUGGAAUGGAUUCCGACUGGCUAAUGGGAGAAAGGGGAAAUCAGAAAGGCAAGGUGCCAAUUACCUACUUAGAACUGCUCAAUUAAAUAGGUGGACUGUGCAAAGGUUACUCAUCGUGACACCGUAUUUAUAGGCAGUUCACUCUAAGUAAAGCAGGUUUAAGUACCUUCCAUUUUAAUGUCUUAAGAGACUGAAAUGAAAAUACCAGCUAUCAAAAACUGGCAUUUCUUCCAAUAAAGUUGCAUGGUAAAUAUUUCAUUAUAGAAUUUAUGUUAGAGCUUUCAUGCCAACAAUGUUUUCUUACAAAAUUCUUUCUACUGAACUUUCACUAACUAAGCAACGUCUACUUUGGAGACCCAACUUAGAGCAGAACUGUUUUAUACUGAAUUUCUAAUUAACAGUAAGCUUUUUCUUUUAUGUAAAAUAAAUUUAUUGUGAAUUGAUAAUAUCAGCGACUCAUUUGUUAGGUAUAAUUAAUAGCCAAAGAAUAAAAUUAAAAUUUCUUUUAAACUGUUGAUUUAGAACUCUAGGAUAUAAACUUAUUUUGUGAAAAAUACAGUGUUUCUGAAUGUUUCUUCCAUAAAGUGAAAUGAAGUUAUACCAUGUUUACCUUGUUGUCCAAUAGAAAUCAAAUGAUUGCAAUGCUGUGUUUUGAUGGGUUUGGUUUUUUAUUUUGGGGAGGUUAUUUUGUUUGGUUCUUUUGUUUUUUCAGUUUUUGUUUCUUUUGGUGGGUUUUUGUGGUUUGGUUGGUUGGUUGGCUGGUUGGUUGGGUUUUUUUGUUUUUGGAACACUACUGAAUUUUUUUUUUUAAUUUAAUUUAAGAACAACUAAUAGUCCUUGAAAAGCAUGGCCAUAAUUCUCUGACAUACUUAAGAAGUUCUAAAAUACCUGAAACAAAUUUAUUUCACUAAAUAUGUAUUUAGGAGUAUUCAAUUGGCACAAUUAAAUUCAUAAUCAGAAUUGGAUCUGUUAACUACCACAAUACAGUAAAAAUGAUUUGUUCUUAUUGAACAGUAUAACUGAAAAAUAAUGGAUUACUAUAACUACAUUUAUGUAGAGUAAAUUUACAUUUAAAAACAAAAUAAACUUUGCAUUGUUCUGAGCUUACUAAAACGGAUAAUUUAUUCAUAAAUGUAGAUUAUUUUGCUUGGGAUCUCUAGUUCUGAAAUACUAAUAAAAUUAUUGGUGGCA